AUGCCCCAGUGCUGGAUCCAGAGUCCCUUCAGCUUGAUCGGGGGAGGGGGGAGGCUCUCUGAGGAAGUGGACACGCCACCACACCUUCGUGCCGCUGAGAGCAAGGUGAAGGGGACACGUUUUCUAAUCGCCCUGCUGCUUCUGUUUGCCGCCCCACGGGUCGAGCGACUCUGUCCCGCUGGCUCUGUGCCCAGGAUGUCUGACACCGAGGCCCCGCAGCAGCCCCAGCCCAUCACCAUCACUUUGGGACCCGCUGGUCAUCACCAAGAUUGUGCAGAGGGCGACCUGGAGUGCCUGGUGUGCCGAGAGCCCUACAGCUAUGCCCGGUCACCCAAGCUGCUGAGUUGCCAGCACAGCUUCUGUGCCGUCUGCCUGAAGCUCGUACUGUGUGUGCAGGAAGACUCCUGGUCCAUCACCUGCCCACUCUGCCGGAAGGUCACCGCAGUGCCCGGGGGCCUCAUCUGCAGCCUGAGAGACCAGGAGGCGGUGAUGGGACAGCUGGCCGGGCCAUGCCUGGAGGUGCGGCUCUGUCCUCAGGGGCUGCAGGGCUCUGCCUCUUCAACAGGGGGGCAGCCCAGCUCGGCAGGAGGGGAUGAACAGGAUGCGGUGACUGUGAACCAGGUUGCAGCCCGGCGCUUGGCCGUGCACCUGCUCCUGCUGGUCCUGCUCAUCAUCCUCAUCCUCCCCUUCAUCUACCCGGGCAUCAUCCGGUGGGUGCUGGCCUUCAUUAUCACUCUCGCCUUGCUGAUGUCCACCUUGUUCUGCUGUUACUCGCACAACCAGAGCAGCUGCUGGCCCUGCCCCAGGACUCACUUCUGCGGAGAACAGAAACACAGCCAGAUCACUUCCAUCGCCUGACAGCCCCAGGAGCCUGUAGCCCAGCAGCCUCGUUGCUUCUUAGGGCCCUGACUCACAAUCCGCAGGGUAAGGGACGGUGAACUCAUCCUGGCUCC
Molecule: messenger RNA, 953 nt
Organism: Fukomys damarensis (Damara mole-rat)
Lineage: Eukaryota; Metazoa; Chordata; Mammalia; Rodentia; Bathyergidae
Gene: Rnf186
Product: ring finger protein 186
Exons: 3
Coding region: 1-858 (285 amino acids)
Biological process (GO): protein localization to mitochondrion; protein K63-linked ubiquitination; intrinsic apoptotic signaling pathway in response to endoplasmic reticulum stress
Cellular component (GO): endoplasmic reticulum membrane
Molecular function (GO): ubiquitin protein ligase activity
Source: RefSeq, a predicted model, not a curated record